AUGCCUCACUCUCUGGACGAGAAAGCUGAAAUGACAAGGUUCAUUUCAGGCCACGACAGGGCUGAAUCCGGCGAGGCGGCGGCGGCGUUGGAGCUCAAGAUCCACAAUAUAAUCAUGCAAAUUAAAGAAUCAUUUAUUGAGCAGGGAGUCGAGUCAAUAGGGGCUGGCGACUACUCGCGGAGUUGCAUGCCUAAAAUUAACCCAUGCAAGUCUUCAGCGAGCCACCAAUGCCCAAAACAGAUGAUGAUAGCGUUCAAUCCUGCCAAUCACUGGCGCUGGGCGCGACGAGACAAGACAGCGUUAUACCAUGGCCACAAGAAAUCCUCUGGAAGCGGCGUCCCGGCUGGAAUCGCCCAGGUUUCGGUAGCAAGGGUUCGGCAGUCAGAGCCAGCACCAGCGCUCCAAGCUUCAAGCGUGAUCUUCAGAGGUCCCAGCGUUCCCCAGGCCCGAGUCCAGCGCUAA
Messenger RNA from Histoplasma mississippiense, 462 nucleotides. RefSeq lists its product with no specific name. The record is from RefSeq and is a predicted model, not a curated record. Lineage: Eukaryota; Fungi; Ascomycota; Eurotiomycetes; Onygenales; Ajellomycetaceae. Bases 1 to 462 code for a protein of 153 amino acids. The transcript is spliced from 5 exons.